ACACAUGGAGAAGCAACUGGGUUGGUAAGAUAUUGAUCGCCUCUCGGUGUCCGGAGACGCUUGAAAGAACAUUGAGAUGAACACAACUGAGAAGUUUUAUCUUCCCGUUGAUGGCAUCCUCGAAAUGUUCAACUCUCUCACCGUGCAAUCACGCAUUACGCACCCAGUUCUUCAGAGCGCAAGCCUUACCCCACUACCCCAGCACACCAAAGUUUCAAACAUAUCGAAGACAGGUAUGGGUAUCAUUAAGACGGUCAAGGGGCGCUGGAGACCACAGGAUAAGAGAGCGGUUGCAAGCAGAUCGUCGAGCUCUGGCAAUCGGCAGGUUUCGACUGAUCGACUCCCCAAAAGGUCCGUGGAUCUGCUGGAGCUGGGUCUGACCAAGCCUAAGAACUGUCACAGGAUAGUUGUGCUCGGCGCACCCAAAGUUGGUAAAACCAACAUCAUGCAGCGCUUCUUGGGUAAAGAAUUUGAAGAGAACUAUGAACCCACGACCGAGGACUUUCACAGAAAGCUGUUCCACAUAGGAGGAGAAGCGUAUCAGGUGGAUCUUCUGGACGCAGCAAGUGAAAGGAACUUCCCGGCAAAGCGGAGGUUAUCCAUACUGACAGGUGACACAUUUCUGCUUGUGUUCAGUUUGGAUGACAGAGAGUCUUUCGAUGAAGUCUGCGAGUUGCUCAACGAGAUCAAGGCUGCCAAAGCAAAGUUACUGAAAUUAAAACAUCCCGCGAGAAUACCGGCAGUGAUCUGCGGGAACAAAGCGGACUCUGACGCGCCCAGAGCCGUGAUGCACUCGGAGGUGACGGAGAUCCUCGGUGAGGAUGUCGCAUUCUUCGAAACCUCGGCCAAAGACAGCACCGGGCUGGAAGGUGCGUUCAGGGCCCUUGCCACUCUAGGCGGGCUGCCCGGCGAGACCAGUCCGUCACGGCACCAGCUCAUAUCCAUCCUCAGCUACCAGACGCUGUGCAUCAGCCAGAGGGGCCGGAGUGGGAGCCGUAAGCGGGAACUCGGUGCGCCCUGCGCCGCCAUGGACCCUCUGGCGCGCCGCCCGAGUUUCACCAGCGACCUGCGGCUGGUGCUGAGAUCCAGCACCAAACACAACAAACCCGAGAGGUGUCACAUUCAAUGA
Molecule: messenger RNA, 1129 nt
Organism: Morone saxatilis (striped sea-bass)
Lineage: Eukaryota; Metazoa; Chordata; Actinopteri; Moronidae
Gene: rasd2a
Product: RASD family member 2
Exons: 2
Coding region: 77-1129 (350 amino acids)
Molecular function (GO): GTP binding; GTPase activity
Source: RefSeq, a predicted model, not a curated record